Paramecium tetraurelia is the source of this 762-nucleotide messenger RNA. RefSeq lists its product as uncharacterized. The transcript is spliced from 3 exons. NCBI's taxonomy places the organism in Eukaryota, Ciliophora, Oligohymenophorea, Peniculida, Parameciidae. The record is from RefSeq and is a predicted model, not a curated record.
AUGAAUUAAACAGGAGAUUAGCACAUCUUAAAUCAUCAGUUAAACAUCUAAAAUAACAAAUUAUCUCUUUAAGUAGAAGUCUUAACAUAAUAAGUAUAAUUACUUAUAAAAUAAAAUCAAUAAUUAUAAGCAAAGGUAGCAGAUUACUAAAACUUAAAAGCUGAAAAUAUCACCCUAAAAAAGGAUAUCAUGAAUUUAUAAGAAAAAAUUUAAGAAUAAGAAUCUGAGUAAUUACUAGUUCAAGAAACUUUAUUCAACCAACAUCUCGAAGAAAUGUAAAAAAAACAUAAAAAACAAAUAUAAGACUUAAAAACUAUAUAUGAGGAUAAAAUUAUAUCCUUAUAGAGAGAGAGGUCCUAAAUGUAAGAUUAGACUGUAUAAAUGGGAAUAUCAAAUUAGGCAUCAAAAACGCUUGAAUAGUAGGCUGCUAAAAUAAUAUAAAUAAGUCAGAAGUUAGAAAAAACUUUGUCUGAUCUUCCAACUCAAAGUCCUAGUCAUGGACAUAUUGGAAUAUCUAAAGAAAUGUAUGAUUAGAUGCUGGAACAAUUAAAAAGCAAAUCCUCAAAAAAUAUUAUCUUAGAAAAAAUACCCGAUUAACAAAAUUUUUCUUUACGAUACAAAAAGACAUCUAUCACCAAUAUCAAAAAGGAGCCUAAUUUUGGUAUCAAAAGAAAUAUUCAUCACAGUAAACCUUACGAGUCUCCCCAAACCUAAAAUUCUGGAAUUGCUCUAACCAUAAGUACAUUAACCAAAAGAUCUUGA